This is a messenger RNA of Periophthalmus magnuspinnatus, 1438 nucleotides long. RefSeq names its product potassium channel subfamily K member 5-like. Bases 93 to 1400 code for a protein of 435 amino acids. Gene Ontology annotation, biological process: stabilization of membrane potential; potassium ion transmembrane transport. Gene Ontology annotation, molecular function: potassium ion leak channel activity. The transcript has 4 exons. The record is from RefSeq and is a predicted model, not a curated record. NCBI's taxonomy places the organism in Eukaryota, Metazoa, Chordata, Actinopteri, Gobiiformes, Gobiidae. Gene Ontology annotation, cellular component: membrane.
ACUGUACCAGGAAGCACAGGACGCGUGAGAUGACGCCAGCCUGUGUGGGAACAUGAGCUCCUCGAACCUAAAGUUAUGACUAAAGUUAGACUAUGGCCGAUAAAGGUCCGUUUUUGACAGCAUGUAUUAUUUUUUAUCUAUCCAUUGGUGCUGCAAUUUUUCAAAUUCUUGAAGAGCCAAACUGGGAAUCAGCCCAAAAGAAGUAUAAACUUGACAAGAAACAUAUCCUCAGAAAAUACGAAUGUUUGACCAAAGAAGCUCUAGAAGAGAUUUUGGAGAUAGUUGCAGAAGCUGCAGGGCAAGGUGUUGCCAUCACUGGGGAGAAGCAGCUGAACUCAUGGGACUGGGGAAACUCUGUCAUAUUUGCUGCUACUAUUGUCACCACAAUAGGUUAUGGAAAUGUUGCCCCGAAAACUGAGGGCGGCCGUGUGUUCUGCAUACUAUACGGUUUGUGUGGGAUCCCCCUGUGUUUGGUCUGGAUCAGUCAGCUGGGCUCCUUCUUCGGAGAUCGGGCCAGACGUUUGUCCCAGGUCCUCAUUCGCAGAGGGGUCUCAGUGAAAAAGGUUCAGUUAACGUGCACAGUGUGCUUUCUGCUCUGGGGGCUUAUUUUGCAUUUGUUGAUGCCUCCACUUGUGUUCAUGUCAAUGGAAGGAUGGACUUAUCUGGAAGGCUUGUACUUCUCUUUCAUCACACUCACUACUGUCGGUUUUGGAGACUACGUUGCAGGCGUCAAUCCCAACAUCCACUACCCACGGUUGUAUCGAGUGCUCGCAGAGCUGUGGAUCUACAUGGGGCUGGCCUGGCUAUCCCUCUUCUUCAGCUGGAAUGUGCACAUGGUUGUAAAGGCCCACAAAGUGUUGAGGAAACGUAGACAUCGACAUCACGAAGAAGAAAAACAAUCAGAAGAAGAAAAACAAGUCCCAGAAAUUAGGCCGACUGUCAUAGAUAUCUUCAACUUUCUGUCUGAAACCAAUGAGGACGAUUACAACACCGUUAUGAAACAGAUAGCACAUCAAGCAAAGAAACCCAAACCUCCGGAGAACAUUAACCGCUCCAAAAGUUGCAGUGACAUUCUUGACAUCCAGACUCUUGAGGAGUCUCCACGACAGAAACGAAGGAAGAGCAUUAGUGAGCUGUUUCUUAAUGUGCCACAGUCUGCAAAAGUAAUAAAAGAGGGUUAUAAGAACCUCAAUGCAGAUGGUGAAAAUAAAGAAUUGAAUGAGAAAGGUAACAACAAUGAAUCAGAUAUGGAAAAAGAGGGCAUAUUUAUUACAGUGCCAACCAAUGUAGAGCUUGCAAAUACACAGAACAUACAAUUUCCCAGUAGCGCUGAGUCAAGGUUUACAAUCAGUAAAGUUGCUGAAACUGAGUUGUUACUUAAUAAAGAAGGAAAAGGGUGACAACAUGGUAUAAAGUAGGUGAAUGUGGCAGGCAUUAA